Molecule: messenger RNA, 1650 nt
Organism: Penicillium chermesinum
Lineage: Eukaryota; Fungi; Ascomycota; Eurotiomycetes; Eurotiales; Aspergillaceae
Exons: 2
Coding region: 1-1650 (549 amino acids)
Biological process (GO): transmembrane transport
Cellular component (GO): membrane
Molecular function (GO): transmembrane transporter activity
Source: RefSeq, a predicted model, not a curated record
AUGGUGUCUGUUCAAUCGGCCUCUGUCUCUCGGCCUGUAACGGCCAACGAGACUUCGAAUGAUCAGGUUGCGGACGAGGAUGACCGUGAGCUUCUGAAGCUAGGAUACAAAGCUGUACUGGCCAGAGGCUGGGGAAGCUUCGAUAACUUUGCGUGCUCUUUCUCGGCACUGUACUGCAUCGGAGGUAUUCGCGUGCUAUUCUACAUCGCAUUAAGUGGCGGCGGACCUGCUGCCAUGUGGAGUUCCUGGGUCUCUGGGAGUGUUCUCUCAAUCAUCACUGCCGCAUGUCUCGCCGAAGCCUGCUCUGCCUACCCCGCUGCGGGAUCGAUCUACUACUGGGCGUUCCGAUCUUGGGGAGGAGGCCGCGUCGGCCGCUUCAUCUCGUUUAUGGUAGCAGCAUGGACCUUGGUCGCUUGGACUGCGUUUCUGGCCAGCGACUCGUUCGGGGUUGCCAACUACCUCGUGUCGGAAGUGGUGGUGUUCGAUCCGGAAACAAGCUUCCCCCACAGCACGUCUGACGUCCGCGCACGAGCCAUCGCCUGGGCGUUUUCGUUGGCUUUCUUGGGAAUUGCAACGGCCAUGAACUUCCUGCCGCCGCGCAUGUACUCUUGGGUUUUCCGCGCCGGCUUCACGGUUAUCGUCAUCGACAUGCUGCUCAAUUUCAUUUGGCUCCCAAUCGGCGUUUCGAAAACGUACGGGUUUCAGUCUGCGGAAUUCGUCUUCACCUCCACAUAUAAUGGUGGCGAUGUGACCCCGAGCCUCAACUGGGUACUCUCCUGGUUCCUCCCGGCGAGUUGCCUCGUAGGUCAAGACGCGUCGGGUCAUGUGGCCGAGGAAACCGUUUCUGCGAAGAAGGCCGCUGCUAAGGGUGUGUUCUGGGCAACAGUUGCUUCCGCGCUGUGUGGGUUUCCGAUCAUCGUUCUCUUCCUUUUCUGCAUGCCUUCGAUUGAGACGUUUUAUGAUACAAGUGCGCCGCAGCCUUUCAUCCAGAUGUACGCGCUGGCACUUGGCCCGCACGCCCAUGUGGUCAUGACCAUCAUCUCAAUGAUCGGUUCCAUUCUGAACACGUCCAUCUCCUUGGUUGCCGUAUCCCGGCUGGUCUUUGCUGUGGCGCGCGAUGGUGUCUUCCCUUUUAGUGAUGUGCUCUCCCGUGUCUCCAAGUCAAAGCAGCCUCACAAUGCAGUCAUCUUCAUUGCGACCAUCGCAGCUCUCCUGCUCUGCACCCAACUGCCUUCCCAGGUCGCCUUCUCAAGCUUGAUCUCAACAUCUGCAGCUGGAUCCAUCGCGGCAUACGGCCUUGUUGGAUUCGGUCGCACCUUUAUAUCUCGAAAGUCAUUCCGACCGGGCUUCUGGGACAUGGGCCGUUUUGGAGUUAUUGCGGCUAUUGUCACAUUUGCCUGGAAUGGCUUUGCCUUCUCCGUGCUUUGCGCCCCGCAGUAUGGAAACAGCCUGAUCGACAAAGACUCAAGCUUAUUCAACUAUGCCAUUGUCAUCAUGGGCGGUGUUACCAUUCUUGCACUGUGCGAGUGGUGGCGCAAGUCUCAAAAGGAAUGGUUCCAGCACCUGGAGACCAACACUGGUUCUGAAACCAAUCUCUCCGCUGAGCAAAAGGAAGCCGGCACCGUUUCCGCUGAACCAGUCUCGGUUUGA